AUGAAGUUAUUUUUCUUAGAAGCUGAUCAUGAAGGGAAAACAAUGCUUGAAGAAGCAUCUGCAUUAGGACAUUUGGAUUCAACAUUUGUCCUAGGAAUGAUGUUGAUGGCUGAAGGGAGACAUAGGAAGCAGGAAGCUUUGGAAAUGUUGAACAAUGCUUACCGCAGAGAAAAGGGUAAGUGGAAUCUUAGAGCAACUUGUUAUAAGGUUCAUCUCCACUUAAAUAGGGAUGGGAGGAAACAUGUACACUUCCAUGGUUUCCAUAGAACUUGUGCUAUGCAUAAGUCUGUGAUUAGUGUGCCAGAAGCUUUUGUGAAUGGAUACAAAUAG
Lactuca saligna is the source of this 330-nucleotide messenger RNA. NCBI's taxonomy places the organism in Eukaryota, Viridiplantae, Streptophyta, Magnoliopsida, Asterales, Asteraceae. The record is from the annotation of a GenBank genome assembly.